Messenger RNA from Cladocopium goreaui, 2331 nucleotides. Lineage: Eukaryota; Dinophyceae; Suessiales; Symbiodiniaceae. The record is from the annotation of a GenBank genome assembly.
AUGGAAGCACACAGUCCUUGGAAAGUAACCGGUGAAGUUGCUCGACUCAGUCCGGCCAACAACUACUCAGCAGAACUCACGCUUUCACGUCCUGCAGAAGGGCUUCAAGUCGCGCUCGACCAGUCUGCGACGUUGCAAGUUUUAGGCGUUUGCAUCGAAGACAACGCCAAGCCUGCAGACCAGAAGCCGGUCGAUGCCUACACCCGUGGAAGCGAUCUUGUCGCGACCUAUCCCAAGUCUUCGCAGGGCGUGCGGACACAGAUUUACUGGCACGUCGAAGCAAGCGAACUCACCUCGUCCAUCGCUCCGGAAAUCGACCUCUGGGUUUCCGCUCAGACUGAUCUACUCGACUGCCAACCAACCCUGCACGUGCAAUCGCAGGUAACCGCUAGCGAAGUGUUUGAAUGCCUCGGCACCGACCCAGCGAAUUAUCGUCCGCUGCGAUCACAGGCCGAACUCACGCUCGCCCCGCCCGAACAUCGCUGCGUCCAAGGUCUCAUCUUCCGCUUGCCGGGUAACGUGACCUACGCCCAACUGCUUCAUCCCAGCGACGUCCUCAUCCGCGAGGAACAAAACGACGCGACCUCGGCCCAGACAUCACUGGUAGCCGAUCCCGUCGGUGAGCAGACCCGGUACACCUGCAAAAGCCAGCUCUUCUUCGAGAGCCUGGAAAAAGGGGUGAUCCGCCGUGCCCGCGUCCGUGGAGUCUUCGUGGCCCGCGAGAACGACCUGGAAGCCGUGGCCGCAUCUGCCCGUCGUCUCGUGGAGCAAAAGCUCCCGCUGACCACGCCGUGGGGAGCGAAGGGCCCAGUCCAUUCCUCGCGGGAUAUGUCGAACCAUCUAACUGAAGUGCUCCAGCGGCCGUUCAACCCCACGAUCUUCGUGGUGGGCGACGUCAUUCUCGACCGUUAUCACUGGGGGAACGUCGAUCGCAUCAGCCCCGAGGCCCCCAUCCCUCUGCUCCGCGUCGACCGCCACGAACAACGCCUCGGCGGAGCCGGCAGCGUGGUUUCGAUGCUGGCCGCACUCGAGGUCAACGUCCGCCUGGCCACCGUGCUGGGCAAUGAUGAAGCCGCCACACGCGUGAUGGAGUUGUUAAACGACCUAGGGGUCGAAGCCUCGGCCGUGCUCACCGACAACAACCGCCCCACCACGGUCAAAGAACGCUUCCUCGGUCGUGCACAGAGCCGGCAUCCACAGCAGAUGAUUCGCAUCGACCACGAGGAAGAUGCCCCGCUCAACGAGUCGCUCAGCUCGCAGAUGAUCGAGCAAAUCACCUCGCACCUCGAAGGCGUCGAUGUGGUUCUGGUCAGCGACUACAACAAAGGCGUCUGUGCCGGCGAGAUCAUUCCCGCCAUCGUCGCUGCGGCAGAAAAGAAGAACAUCCCGGUCAUCGCCGACCCGAUUCGCGGAGGAGACUACAGCCGCUACAAAGGUUGCGCCUGCAUCACCCCUAAUCGUCUCGAAGCCAGCCUGGCCCUAGGACGAAAGAUCGAAACGCCCGAGGCCGGCAUCGAAGCGGCCCAAGACCUCCUCAAGUUCGGCGUACACUCGGCCAUCGUAACCCUCGACCGCGACGGCAUGGCCUGGGCCCGAGAAGACGGCACCCACGGCAUCAGCCCCAUCAAGCCACGCGAGGUCUACGACAUCACCGGCGCCGGCGACAUGGUGCUCAGCAUCAUUGGCUACAGCGUGGCCGCAGGUCUGGAGGCUAGCCAGAUCGUCGAGUUGGCCAACCUGGCCGGAGGUCUUGAAGUCGAACGGCUCGGUGUCGUCCCCCUCACCCGCAAGGAGCUGCUCGAAGAGCUGCACGGCAACGAGCCCAUGCGGCAUCUGAAGGCCCUCGCCUGUGACGAUCUACUGGAAGAACUCCGCAAACGCCGCCAGAAGGGCGAGCGGAUCGUCAUGACCAACGGGUGCUUCGACCUCAUCCACCCAGGGCAUGUCGCCUCGCUGCAAGAAGCCCGGGCUUUGGGCGAUUGCCUCGUAGUGGGACUCAACAGCGACGUCAGCGUCCGCCAGCUCAAAGGCCCCCAACGCCCUGUGAUCGAUGAAGAAGGUCGGGCCGCCAUGCUCACGGCCCUGGAAUGUGUCGAUUACGUCGUUUUGUUCGACGAAGUUAGCGUUGAACCCCUGGUUCAGCGUAUUAUGCCCGAUGUGUUGGCCAAGGCGGCGCAGUACGCUCCGCAUCAGGUGGUGGGCUAUCAAAUCGUACAAGCCAACGGUGGGGAGGUCGUUUGCACCAAGAUGCACAACGAGUACUCAACCACCUCCAUCAUUCAGGGCAUCCAACAACUCGCCGCUGAACUGGCCGCGGACAAUUCGAAAUAA